Oreochromis niloticus (Nile tilapia) is the source of this 6667-nucleotide messenger RNA. Its product is annotated as mucin-17-like. Lineage: Eukaryota; Metazoa; Chordata; Actinopteri; Cichliformes; Cichlidae. The transcript is spliced from 2 exons. The coding region runs from base 175 to 6060 and encodes 1961 amino acids. The record is from RefSeq and is a predicted model, not a curated record.
AUCAGGUGCAUGUGGCUUUGAUCAUAGAAUGUGGAAAGGCAUAAAUAGAAGCUGAUCCUUAAUUAUACAGACAUAUUACUUUGCUCUACACAGAACAUCUGUACUAAAGCAAAAUUUAGCACAAGAGAAUAACCACUUAAAAAAACAAACAAAAGAAAAACACCCAACGAAAACAUGUCUAAAAUGCCUGAAAGUGAGGAAAAAAACAGAAUAGAAAUGACAGAAAAAUCCAGUGCAUCUGGUGAAAGCAGUAAAACUUCUACCAUUUGCCUGGCUUAUGUCACAUAUGAGAUACAUCAUUUCUCAAAUGUGGGAACGCAAGAAGAAACAUGCCUGCCAAAAGUCACACCAAACCCUGGCCAAAAAAAAGAAGAAAUGAGGAAUAAAUCUAAAAGAGUAGGACGCAGCUGUCUCUGUGCAGUUCCUACUGGUUCUUUGCCUAAGUUACCACAGAAGCCAGCCUGCCGUACUGGACCAAAGCCAGCCACUGUGACCGUUAAAACUAGGAUGGUGCCAGACAGGAAACGGACCCAAAAUAACCCAAACCAACAAAACUUGAGCAAUCUAUCUAAAAGACCAGGAAGCAAAUGUCCAGUUGUAAUUUCUACUGGUUUGUCGCCCACUUUAGCACGGAGGCCACUCCCUGAUAUUCCAUCAAAGGCACCCACUGUGAGUGCUAACACUAGGAAACAUAUACCAGUUAAUCUCAUGGUGCCAGACAGGAAAAGGACCCAAAAUCACCCAAACCAACAAAACCUGAGCAAUCUAUCUAAAAGACCAGGAAGCAAAUGUCCAGCUGUAAUUCCAACUGGUUUGUCGCCCAUGGUAGCACAGAGGCCACUCCCCCGUAUUCCAUCAAAGGCACCCACUGUGAGUACUAACACUAGGAAAAAUAUACCAGUUAAUCUCAUGGUGCCAGACAGGAAAAGGACCCAAAAUCACCCAAACCAACAAAACCUGAGCAAUCUAUCUAAAAGACCAGGAAGCAAAUGUCCAGCUGUAAUUCCAACUGGUUUGUCGCCCAUGGUAGCACAGAGGCCACUCCCCCGUAUUCCAUCAAAGGCAUCCACUGUGAGUACUAACACUAGGAAAAAUAUACCAGUUAAUCUCAUGGUGCCAGACAGGAAAAGGACCCAAAAUCACCCAAACCAACAAAAUUUGAGCAAUCUAUCUAAAAGACCAGGAAGCAAAUGUCCAGGUGUAAUUCCUACUGGUUUGUCACCCAUGUUAGCACAGAGGCCACUCCCCCGUAUUCCAUCAAAGGCACCCACUGUGAACGUUAACACUAGGAAAACUUUACCAGUUAAACAUCACAUGGUGCAAGGCAAGAAAGUAAGCUCACCCAGUAAAUCUCUACCCAACUCAGCCAAAGACACCGUGAACCGUGGUAAGUCUCAAAACAUGUUUACUGACAAAGAGGUUGUGCAGACUGCUGCUACUAUGAAAGAGGAGUUGUCAGUACCAGUACUGUCAGAGAGCCCCUUUCAUAUGACAAAGAAAACAUGCAGUCAGACGAUAUCGGCUCAUACAGUUCAAGACUUGCCAAUAGAAAACAACGAACUUGACAGGACAGAUGCUGCUGAACCGAUCACUGAUGGCUCUUUGUCAACAAAUAUCUGUAAGGACAAUGCAGAGGUUGUCAGUGCUGGAAGUGAACUCGAAUCCACGGAUUCUGAGAAUCACGAUGAAAAACCGAAAGGAAAAAUCGGUUUCCAAAAGUUCAAAAGAGCAGUGACAAAACAAUUUCAUAGAAAGAAAAAAGCCACUGGAAGUGAAAUGCAAUCCAUAAAAGGGAAAACACGCUUCCAAAACUUCAAGAGAGCAGUGAAAAAACAAUUUCAAAGAAAGAAAAUAGCCAGUUCAGAGGUGUCUGAUGAGGAAAGUGCCUCUCCUGAGUCAAUGUUGACUAAUGAUGAGGUUGUGCAGGGUGCUGCCUUCAUGAAAGAGCAGUUGUCAGAGAGUCCCCUUGACAUGACAAAGAAAACAUGCAGUCAGACGAUAUCGGAUCAUACAGUUCAAGACUUGCCAAUAGAAAACAACGAACUUGACAGGACAGAUGCUGCUGAACCGAUCACUGAUGGCUCUUUGUCAACAAAUAUCUGUAAGGACAAUGCAGAGGUUGUCAGUGCUGGAAGUGAACUCGAAUCCACGGAUUCUGAGAAUCACGAUGAAAAACCGAAAGGAAAAAUCGGUUUCCAAAAGUUCAAAAGAGCAGUGACAAAACAAUUUCAUAGAAAGAAAAAAGCCACUGGAAGUGAAAUGCAAUCCAUAAAAGGGAAAACACGCUUCCAAAACUUCAAGAGAGCAGUGAAAAAACAAUUUCAAAGAAAGAAAAUAGCCAGUUCAGAGGUGUCUGAUGAGGAAAGUGCCUCUCCUGAGUCAAUGUUGACUAAUGAUGAGGUUGUGCAGGGUGCUGCCUUCAUGAAAGAGCAGUUGUCAGAGAGCCCCCUUGACAUGACAAAGAAAACAUCCAGUCAGACGAUAUCGGAUCAAACAGUUCAAGACUUGCCAACAGAAAACGAUGAACCUGACAGGACAAAUGCUGGUCAACUGUUCACUGAUGGCUCUUUGUCAACAAAUGUCUGUGACGAAGAUACAACUGGUAAAUCCCUACUCAAAUCGGGCAAAGACAACAAAAAGUAUAUUGAUGAAUCACAAAACACAGUUUUCUCAGAGGUAUUUCAGAAGGUAUCAGGAGAUCUCUAUUCGCUAAAAAUGCAUAUAGACUUUUGGAAAGCCAAAUAUGCCUCUUCUGUGAAUGCUGAUGAGUUUGUUGAAAAAGAAACCCAACAAUACUUGCAAACGUUUUUUGAAAGGCGCCUGGCAGAGAGCUCUUGUGGUAUAUUAAAGAAAAAAUCUAGUCAGACAACACCCAACACCACCUCUCCAGAGGCACCUGACGAUGAAACUGCACGUCAGUCAAGUGGCUCUCCUGAGUUGACGUUGACUGAUGAUGAGACUAUGCACGCUGCUGCCACUAUGAAAGAGCAGUUGUCAGUACCAGUACUGUCAGAGAACGCCCUUGACAUGACAAAGAAAACGUCCACUCAGACAGUUCAAGACUUGCCAACAGAACAUGACGAACUUGACAACACAAAGGCUGGUCAACCAAUCACUGACAAUUCUUUGUCAACAGACAGCUGUGAGGACCACUCAGAGGAUGUCAGUGCUGGAAGUGAACUAGAAUCUAUGUCUUCUGAGAGUCAUGAUGAAAAACCGAAAGGGAAAACACCUUUCCAAAAGCUUAAGAGAGCAGUGAAAAAACUAUUUCACAAAAAGAAAAUUGCCACUAGAAGAGAAGUGCAAUCAACAGAUUCUGAGAGUCAAGAUGAAACACCAAAACGGAAAACACGUUUGCAAAAGAUGAAGAGAGCGGUGAAAAAACCAUUUCACAAAGAGAAAACCAGCUCUUCAGAGGCACCUGACGAUGAAAGUGCACGUCAAUCAAGUGCCUCUCCUGAGUCGACGUUGACUGAUGAUGAGACUACGCAGGCUGCUGCCACUGUGAAAGAGCAGUUGUCAGUACCAGUACUGUCAGAGAACGCCCUUGACAUGACAAAGAAAACAUCCACUCAGACAUUAUCAGAUCAGACAGUUCAAGACUUGCCAACAGAACAUGACGAACCUGACAACACAAAGGCUGGUCAACCAAUCACUGACAAUUCUUUGUCAACAGACAGCUGUGAGGACCACCCAGAGGAUGUCAGUGCUGGAAGUGAACUAGAAUCUAUGGCUUCUGAGAGUCAUGAUGAAAAACCGAAAGGGAAAACACCUUUCCAAAAGUUUAAGAGAGCAGUGAAAAAACUAUUUCACAAAAAGAAAACCAGCUCUCCAGAGGCACCUGACGAUGAAACUGCACGUCAAUCAAGUGGCUCUCCUGAGUCGACCUUAACUGAUGAUGAGACUACGCGGGCUGCUGCCACUAUGAAAGAACAGUUGUCAGUACCAGUACUCUCAGAGAACGCCCUUGACACGACAAAGAAAACGUCCACUCAGACAUUAUCAGAUCAGACAGUUCAAGACUUGCCAACAGAACAUGACGAACCUGACAACACAAAGGCUGGUCAACCAAUCACUGACAAUUCUUUGUCAACAGACAGCUGUGAGGACCACUCAGAGGAUGUCAGUGCUGGAAGUGAACUAGAAUCUAUGGCUUCUGAGAGUCAUGAUGAAAAACCGAAAGGGAAAACACCUUUCCAAAAGUUUAAGAGAGCAGUGAAAAAACUAUUUCACAAAAAGAAAACCAGCUCUCCAGAGGCACCUGACGAUGAAACUGCACGUCAAUCAAGUGGCUCUCCUGAGUCGACCUUAACUGAUGAUGAGACUACGCGGGCUGCUGCCACUAUGAAAGAACAGUUGUCAGUACCAGUACUCUCAGAGAACGCCCUUGACACGACAAAGAAAACGUCCACUCAGACAUUAUCAGAUCAGAGAGUUCAAGACUUGCCAACAGAACAUGACGAAUUUGACAAUACAAAGGCUGGUCAACCAAUCACUGACAAUUCUAUGUCAACAGACAGCUGUGAGGACCACUCAGAGGAUGUCAGUGCUGGAAGUGAACUGGAAUCUAUGGUUUCUGAGAGUCAUGAUGAAAAACCGAAAGGGAAAACACCUUUCCAAAAGCUCAAGAGAGCGGUGCUAAAGCGAUUUCAGAAAAAGAAAAUUGCCACUAGAAGAGAAGUGCAAUCGACAGAUUCUGAGAGUCAAGAUGAAACACCAAAACGGAAAACACGUUUGCAAAAGUUGAAGAAAGCAGUGAAAAAACUAUUUCACAAAAAGAAAUCCAGCUCUUCAGAGGCACCUGACGAUGAAAGUGCACAUAAAUCAAGUGGCUCUCCUGAGUCGACAUUAACUGAUGAUGAGACUACGCGGACUGCUGCCACUAUGAAAGAACAGUUGUCAGUACCAGUACUGUCAGAGAACGCCCUUGACAUGACAAAGAAAACAUCCACUCAGACAUUAUCGGAUCAGAUGGUUCAAGACUUGCCAACAGAACAUGACAAACCUGACAACACAAAGGCUGGUCAACCAAUCACUGACAGUUCUAUGUCAACAGAAAGCUGUGAGGACCACUCAGGGGAUGUCAGUGCUGGAAGUGAACUGGAAUCUAUGGCUUCUGAGAGUCAUGAUGAAAAACCGAAAGGGAAAACACCUUUCCAAAAGCUCAAGAGAGCGGUGCUAAAGCGAUUUCACAAAAAGAAAAUUGCCACUAGAAGAGAAGUGCAAUCGACAGAUUCUGAGAGUCAAGAUGAAACACCAAAACGGAAAACACGUUUGCAAAAGUUGAAGAGAGCGGUGAAAAAACUAUUUCACAAAAAGAAAACCAGCUCUUCAGAGGCACCUGACGAUGAAAGUGCACGUCAAUCAAGUGCCUCUCCUGAGUCGACAUUGACUGAUGAUGAGACUACGCAGGCUGCUGCCACUAUACAAGAGCAGUUGUCACAACCAGUGAUGUCAGAGAACGCCCUUGACAUGACAAAGAAAACAUCGACUCAGACAUUAUCGGAUCAGACAGUUCAAGACUUGCCAACAGAACAUGACAAACCUGACAACACAAAGGCUGGUCAACCAAUCACUGACAGUUCUAUGUCAACAGACAGCUGUGAGGACCACUCAGGGGAUGUCAGUGCUGGAAGUGAACUGGAAUCUAUGGCUUCUGAGAGUCAUGAUGAAAAACCGAAAGGGAAAACACCUUUCCAAAAGCUCAAGAGAGCAGUGAUAAAGCGAUUUCACAAAAAGAAAAUUGCCACUAGAAGAGAAGUGCAAUCGACAGAUUCUGAGAGUCAAGAUGAAACACAAAAACGGAAAACACGUUUGCAAAAGUUUCACAAAAAGAAAAUAGCCACUGCAGAUGCACCUGACGACAGACCUUUGACCUCAAAUACCUUUAAGACAGAGGCAGAAGGACUUGCUGAGGAGGCUAAAUGCAGUCUGAAUGAAGAAAUAGACAUUGAAGCUAUAAAGAGACAAUUCACGGAAGUAUGCGUUGAUGUGCUGAAGUACAUCCGUGAUUCUUCCAUAACCUUAAGCUCCCAGUCAAACUACGAUCUGCCACAUUAACAAAAUACUUUUCUCCUUACACCUUUCUAUAGCAACAUAAACAAAACACAAAGCACUCUGCUCAAAAAAUUUCGAGAACACUUAAAUCACCAAUUGGAUCCUGAUGAACAAAAUUGUAAAUUUAAAAUCUUGACUGGCAUGCAUUGUGUGUUUGUCAAGAGUUUAAUCACAUAACAACAGUCAGAUUGAACAAAAUUGGUGCUGUCAGCGUUAAUCUCGUUAAAAUGACGUUAACGCCAUAACCGCGUUAACGCGGCAAAUCUCUGCGAGCUACCACGGAUCGCCCCGUGUGUGGGGCUGCACGGCAUCAACGUGUUAACAAGUUUACCAUGCUAACGCGUUGACGUCGUGCAGCCCCACGCACGGGGCGAUGGCAUUAAUGUCAUUUUAAAGAGAUUAACACCGACAGCACUAAAUAAAAUACCCCAACCAGUCAUGGCAGAUGGCUGUCCCUCAAUGAGCCUGGUCUGCCGGAGGUUUCUUACUAUUAAAAGUGAGUUUUUCCUCCCCACUGUCGCCUAGUGCUUGCUCAGAGGGAAUCAUGUGAUUGUUGGGGUUCUCUUUAUAUUGUAGGGUAAACGCCCUACAAUAUUAAAUUGCCCUUAAG